Messenger RNA from Cryptococcus wingfieldii CBS 7118, 1662 nucleotides. Its product is annotated as ferredoxin-NADP+ reductase. The transcript is spliced from 3 exons. NCBI's taxonomy places the organism in Eukaryota, Fungi, Basidiomycota, Tremellomycetes, Tremellales, Cryptococcaceae. The record is from RefSeq and is a predicted model, not a curated record. Gene Ontology annotation, cellular component: mitochondrion. Gene Ontology annotation, biological process: ubiquinone biosynthetic process. Bases 1 to 1662 code for a protein of 553 amino acids.
AUGCUCCUCCCCCGCUCUCUCCUCCGCCCCCAUCUCUCCUCCCGCCUCUCUCGAUGCCUCUCUACAUCCUCUCGCGCACCCCUCAAGGUCGCCAUCAUCGGUGCUGGACCAUCAGGGUUCUAUACUGCCUCGCGUAUCCUCUCUCUGCUCCCGGCCAAUUCGCCAGAGGGAAAUGGUGUGGAAGUGCACAUGUAUGAGAGGCUGCCCACGCCGUAUGGACUGGCCAGGUAUGGUGUAGCACCGGAUCAUCCCGAGGUCAAGAAUUGCCAGCACAAAUUCGACGAGCUUGCCCCCGACCCUCGCUUCAAAUACUUUGGCAACGUCCUAAUAUCCUCCCAAUCCUCCUCCUCCCCAUCCGCCCCAUCCCCCUCCACCGCCCUCUCCUCCUACACAUACCCCCAUGCCCUCCGCCUCUCUUUCCAAGAUAUAAUACCCUACUACACCACCCUCGUCCUCACCUACGGCGCCUCCCUAUCCAACCCUCUCAACUCUGUCCCCGGCUCGUCUUCGAGCGAUAACCCGCUGGAAGGGAUUUAUCCGGCGUUGGCGCUUGUGAGCUGGUACAACUCGCAUCCGGCGUAUGCCGAUCUGCCGGUGGACUUGAGGGGGGUGAAGGAUGUGAGCGUGGUGGGGCAGGGGAAUGUUGCGCUGGAUGUGGCGAGGUUGCUGCUCAAACCUGUUGAGGAUCUGGCCAAGACCGACUUGUCGGACGACGUGCUCGAUGUGCUCUCCAAGUCGAGUGUGGAGAAGGUGCGUGUGGUGGGCCGCCGAGGUCCAGGACAAGUCGCCUUCACCACCAAAGAGUUCCGUGAAAUCCUCGCUAUCCCUGGUGUAGGCUACCCCGGGAUCGACCCUGACUUGAUGGACGAGGCCAAAGAAAACGUCCCGCCUGGUAACGGAGAGCGUAUGAGGAAGAGGCUAUUGCAGCUUAUGGAUAAGCAACAAGACGGCAAGAAAGUCUUAGAGCUGGACUUCAUGAAGGGUCCGAAAGCAUUCUUGCCUAAUCCUCAAGGAGGCAGAGUCGGCGAGGUGGAAUGGAACAUCAACGCCCUUCUAUCAACUCCACCCCUUGCCCCAAACUCCCCCGGCGACUCUCCCGCCGCCCCAUCCCUCGUCGCUAAAGCUACCGGCCAAACUAGCAAGACGCCAGCAGACAUGGUAGUCGAAUCGGUCGGGUACCGCUCUGAACCCCUCACGGGCCCUGGGCACGAGUGGGAUUUGCCUUUUGAUGUCGUCAAGGGAAGAGUUCAGAAUGUUGGUGGGAGGGUUGUGGAUCAUGAAGGUGUUCCUGUGAAUGGGGUGUAUGCUGCAGGUUGGGCGGCUAGAGGCCCAGUUGGCGUUAUCGCAUCGACAAUGCACGACGCCUACUCUCUCUCCAGCGUCAUCCUCGACGACCACCUCUCCCCCUCUGCCUCUGCCUCCUCCUCUCCUUCGACAUCCCCUUCAUCUACCAAACCCCCAUACACCCCUCUAAACACCUCCCCGCUCCCAGGUCUCCCAGAGCGUAUCAUAAGCGCCGCAAACGAAGGGAAGGUGGUAGUAGACUUGGAUGGUUGGGGACGGAUAGACCAGGCUGAGAGGGAGAGGGCAAAGUUGGCGGGGAGUGGGAAGGAGAGGGAAAAGUUUAGGAGGGUGGAGGAGAUGUUGAGCGUGCUUGCCUAG